Messenger RNA from Acanthoscelides obtectus, 1909 nucleotides. Lineage: Eukaryota; Metazoa; Arthropoda; Insecta; Coleoptera; Chrysomelidae. The record is from the annotation of a GenBank genome assembly.
UUUAUAUUUUUUUAACGAUCACCCUAUAUCAACGUCUAUUUCUCGCACACCCUGUAGAAUGUUGGGAAUGUUUUGUUUCUGGAAGUCCCCGAGUGUUGGCAGCACUGUUUGCUCUGUUUUGACAACUACUGUAACCUUACAUUUCAAUUUUUUACUCUCCGAUUUCCGGAAUUGUAGUUCUAGUAAAUUUUCAAGUUCUGGACUGAACUCCUUUUCUAAGAUGUCUCAGAAAGUGGAUUGGGCAAAAUACGUCGCAGAAACAGAGCAAAAUAUUACAAAUAAGGUGAGGACUAGUUUUUAAGUUGUUGAGCCAACCUAUUGAGAAUAUCCAUCUUAUAGCUCAACACUGUAGAGAUCAGCAGUAGCGAGGAAGAAAAGAAAGAAAAAGUCAAAGAAAACGAUGAAAACGCACCGGAACAAUUCAGCCCGGCCGAAGCUAGUUUGCUGGCUAAAAUAAUUCGUAAAGGGCUUGUAGAAAACAAAAACAGCAUUGAAGUACAAAGGAAAGAUCCCAAAUCUCCGCUGUACUCCAUCAAAUCGUUUGAAGCUUUGAAUCUCGCACCCAAUCUUCUGAAAGGUGUUUAUGGAAUGGGGUUCAAUGCACCCUCAAAAAUACAAGAAACCGCUUUGCCGACAUUACUUGCAGAUCCACCACAAAAUUUGAUAGCGCAAAGUCAGUCUGGCACAGGAAAAACCGCCGCAUUUGUCCUAGCAAUGCUCAGCAGAGUUGAUGUAACUCAAAAUUAUCCUCAAGUGCUCUGCCUAUCACCUACAUAUGAACUAGCAGUUCAAACAGGCGAAGUGGCAGCUCAUAUGGCAAAAUUCUGUCCAGAAAUCGAGAUGAAGUUUGCUGUUAGAGGUGAAGAGGUCCCUAUAGGUACGAAACUCACAGAGCACAUUAUCAUUGGCACCCCAGGCAAAGUGUUAGAUUGGAGCAUGAAGUUUAGAGUUUUUGAUCUCAAGAAAAUAAAGGUGUUCGUGUUAGAUGAAGCUGACGUGAUGAUAGCCCAGCAAGGCCAUCAAGAUCAAUGCAUUAAGAUACAUAAGAAUCUUAGCACUAGUUGUCAAAUGAUGUUCUUCUCGGCUACUUAUGGCCAAGAAGUUAUGGAGUUUGCAGAACACAUUGUCAAGAAUCCUAUUAUUGUCAGACUGAAGAGAGAGGAAGAGAGCUUGGAUAACAUUAAACAAUAUUAUGUUAGAUGUUCAAACCACCAAGAGAAAUACAGUGCCGUGACAAACAUAUAUGGGACUGUCGGCGUAGGCCAAGCGAUAAUCUUCUGUCACACCCGCCGAACUGCAGCUUGGUUGGCAGAACGGAUGACAAAAGACGGUCAUGCCGUCGCCGUUCUUUCGGGAGAUUUGACUGUCGAGCAACGGAUUAGCGUACUUGAUCGGUUCAGAGAAGGCCGUGAGAAGGUUCUCAUUACUACAAACGUACUAGCGAGAGGAAUCGACGUGGAUCAGGUUACCAUCGUAGUUAACUUCGAUCUGCCUGUGGAUACUAGUGGAAAGGCGGAUUGCGAAACGUACUUGCAUAGAAUCGGACGUACUGGAAGAUUUGGCAAAGUUGGAAUCGCGAUAAAUCUGGUCGACUCCGAGGAGGCUAUGAACGUCUGCAAGACUAUCGAGAAGCACUUCAACAAAAAAAUCCAUUACUUGGAUGCAGAAGAUUCGGAUGAAAUCGAAAAAAUUGGAAAUUAAAAACAUAUACAUAUUUAAAAAUAAGGGUUAAUUUUUACUGUGAAGUCCGGUUAAGCGAACCGAUUCCUAAGUUAUUAUUCUGUAACGUAUGCUUAAGAAAUGUUAGAUGCUUACUUUUUAUAAUGAAUGUUUAAUUUAAGUGACUGUUUUCCGGAAAAUUCUGCUGUUGAUAUUCCUAUGAAACUUGGAAAAAAUAAAUCGUAUCUAG